UAUAAACUUUUAACGUUGUCUCAUCCUCAUCUCCUCACAACCAAACUUUCCACUCCAACAGUCCAUCCGAGGCCUGAGACUAUUUCGGCGGGCCCACCCGCCAAACUCAUGACCGGACCCCGUAGCCCAGAAGACUAUGAACCCGAAUCCCAGGCUCGAAAGCCCGCCGGAGCCACCGCGAUGCGCCUCGUAGUGCCUCUACAGGGGGUAGUCCAAGGUAGCGGAGGUCUUAUAUUGGGCUCUCUCAUCCCCUGCGCCCUCUUCUACUUCUUCCAGCUCUACGUUAAGCGGCACCGUUCUCCCAGGUCCGACUCGAACCCAACAUUGCCGUCUCAGUCUUCGUCCAACCUCACUGAACUCCCACGCUCAUCCUCGCGGUCCAAUUUAUCGUCCCGCGGGUCAAUAGGACGCGUCCGAGUCUCGUCUAGGGCGAGCUCGAUUGCGAGACCGAACGACUCGCCAUAUUAUAUCGGGUUGGAUAAGGUUUCGGAGGACGCUUAUGACAGGUUCGAUAACCCCAAUGGGAUUAUCCAACUUGGGUUGUCGGAAAACAGACUGUGUUUUGACUUGAUUGAGAAAUGGCUUUCGGAGAACUUGAAGGAUUCAGUAAUUGGAAGUGACGGCGGUUAUUUGAGUAUUAGUGGAAUUGUAGCGUACCAACCGUUCGAUGGAUUAAUGGAGUUAAAAGGGGCAAUGGCAGGUUUCAUGUCUCAGGUAAUGGGAGGAGCAGUCUCAUUUGACCCAUCACAGAUGGUGUUGACCUGUGGUGCAACUCCUGCUCUUGAGAUGCUAUGCUUCUGCUUAGCAGACCCAGGAAAUGCAUUUCUUGUACCCACGCCUUAUUAUCCUGGUUUUGACAGGGAUAUGAGAUGGCGCACUGGAGUGGAACUAAUACCAGUUCACUGUCGAAGAACUGACAACUUCAUUAUAAGUAUCAGCGCUCUUGAUCAAGCAUUUAAUCAGGCAAGAAAACGUGGAGUAAAAGUUCGUGGGAUUCUCAUCUCUAAUCCUGCAAAUCCUGUUGGCAAUUUGCUACCUCGGGAAACACUUGACAGUCUUUUAGACUUUUCGCAAGAGAAGAACAUCCAUAUUAUAGCUGAUGAAAUAUUUGCGGGGUCUAUGCAUGGAACCGGGGAAUUUGUAAGCAUGGCUGAAGUUCUUGAUUCGAAAGAUAUUGACAAAACUAGAAUUCAUAUAGUAUAUGGUCUAUCGAAAGAUCUCUCUCUUCCCGGAUUUAGAGUUGGGGUGAUCUAUUCCUUUAAUGAUAGUGUUUUGGUUGCUGCUAAAAGGUUAACAAGGUUUUCUUCAAUUUCUGCUCCAACCCAGCGGCUGCUAACUUCAAUGCUCUCAGAUACCAGAUUCACUCGGGCAUAUAUUGAGACCAACAAAAAGAGGAUACGGGAAAUGCAUGAUUUGUUUGUGGCAGGUUUGAAAAAAUUAGGAAUCGAGUGUGCACUGAGUAGUGCUGGUUUAUAUUGUUGGGUUGAUAUGAGUGGAUUAAUUCCCUCUUAUAGUGAGAAAGGGGAACUUGAUUUAUGGGUAAAGCUGUUGAAUAUUGCUAAGAUCAAUGUAACUCCGGGGUCUGCUUGUCACUGCAUAGAACCGGGAUGGUUCCGAUGUUGUUUUACUUCUUUGUCUGAAGAGGAUAUUCCUAUAGUUAUAGAACGGAUCCGGAAAGUUGCUGAAACUUGCAAAUCUUCAAGUUGAAAUACAGCUAAUUCAGUAGUUUUCACAUUGACACCUUACAAAAGUUUAUCAGAA
Messenger RNA from Juglans regia (Persian walnut), 1761 nucleotides. RefSeq names its product probable aminotransferase ACS12. Lineage: Eukaryota; Viridiplantae; Streptophyta; Magnoliopsida; Fagales; Juglandaceae. Gene Ontology annotation, molecular function: pyridoxal phosphate binding; aromatic-amino-acid:2-oxoglutarate transaminase activity; L-aspartate:2-oxoglutarate transaminase activity. Bases 109 to 1707 code for a protein of 532 amino acids. The record is from RefSeq and is a predicted model, not a curated record. Gene Ontology annotation, biological process: amino acid metabolic process; biosynthetic process. The transcript is spliced from 4 exons.